Messenger RNA from Calliphora vicina (urban bluebottle blowfly), 1542 nucleotides. It is a transcript of the gene Traf6, whose product is annotated as TNF-receptor-associated factor 6. Bases 283 to 1455 code for a protein of 390 amino acids. The transcript is spliced from 2 exons. Lineage: Eukaryota; Metazoa; Arthropoda; Insecta; Diptera; Calliphoridae. The record is from RefSeq and is a predicted model, not a curated record. Gene Ontology annotation, biological process: protein K63-linked ubiquitination; lipopolysaccharide-mediated signaling pathway; tumor necrosis factor-mediated signaling pathway. Gene Ontology annotation, molecular function: ubiquitin protein ligase activity; tumor necrosis factor receptor superfamily binding.
UAGUUAACAGCUGUAUUUGCUAACUAACAGUGACAACUUGUCACCCAAACAUAUGACACAUCCUAUAGCGUUAACUGUCAAAUUUAAUUACCAAAACAAAAGAAAUCAAUAAUCAUUUUUUUUUACAAUUUGCAAUACAUUUUUCACUCUCAAGUGCACAAAAAAACAAAAGAAAAAAGUGUUUAUUUUAGAAUUUUUACAAGGUUUUUUACAAAUUUUAAACCAGAAAAUUAGUGUAUACAAACUUUUAUAUUUACACAAACAAUAAAUAAUAGAAAAAUCAUGCAAGAUGGACGUCAAGCAGCUCAACAGUAUCAAGAACAACUAUUGCCCGAGCGAUUGGCCGAAAUGGAAUUGACUCAAAGACCCCAGCCACCACAAAGACUUAAUCUAAAGCAUAACUUAGCAGUAAACAACAGAAGUGGUAGCACUGAGGAGACAGAGCCCGAAGCCAGUCAAUUGUGUCCCAUGGAUUAUCAGAAACUGACAACCGAUAAAGACGUAUUUCCCGAUAACUAUACCCGCAGGGAAAUCGAGCAGAUCAAGUUAAAGUGUGAAAAUAAUAAAUUAGGCUGCAAUUUUAUAGCUUCGCCCUUGGAAAUGGAACGCCACAAGCAGGAGUGCCCCUAUCGCUGUGAUGAGGAGCCGAGCGAGGAAAAGUGCCCCUUUGCCAGUAUCAAAUGUGACUUUGUGGGCCGUCCCGAAACCAAUGCCCUGGAAAUGCAUUUAAAGGAAGAUAUGCCACAUCAUUUGCAAUUAAUGUUAAGAUCUUUGCAAAACACAGCCAUUUCUAGCUGGAAUCCGCAAAAGCCAGCCAAGGGACAAAAUGGUGGGGCGGCCUUGCCUCCACCGCCACAAUAUGCCAAUGGAGGCGGUGAAGAACAACUGAUACAGGCCAUGUAUCAACGUAUAGUGGUGUUGGAGCAAAGGGCCUGUGAACAAGAUGUCAAAAUAGAAAAUCUAACUAAACAGCUGGCAAAUGCGCGCCAGCAAGUAGAUGCCCGUUACAGCAAUGGCACUAUAGUAUGGGAAAUUAAAAAUGUCCACAACUUAAUGGAUUACCUGCGUUCAAACACCAACAAUUUGGUGUACUCACGAGAAUGCUACACCUCUCCCUAUGGCUAUAAAUUCUGUGCUCGUCUCAAUAUACAACCCAAAAAUCCCCAUUUACUCAGUUUGCAUGUUCAUUUAAUGCAAUCCGAGAAUGAUGUACUACUGGAAUGGCCAUUUAUAGGCCGUAUAAAAUUGUGCAUGGUGCAUCCAAGAGAUAUGGAGCUGUCGCAACAUGAUACCAUUAUGACAAAACCAGAGAUUUUAGCUUUUCAUCGACCCAAGGAGCGUAUUAGUACCAGGGGUUUUGGUUUUGUGGAAUAUGCCAAUAUAGCGGAUAUUAUUAAGAGGGGAUUCUGUGAGGAUGAUCGUUUACUAAUUAAGAUACAAAUAAAUUUAGUUUAAUCUAUAGGCAGGAAUUGAGAAUUUUAUUAAGAUAAUUAAUGAAUUAUUGAGAAUACUCCCCUAAAAAAAGAAAUCUAAAGGAUUUUU